AUGUCGGAAGAAGUGCAUACUGGGUUCUACUUUACCGAGUCCCGUCACAAGGACACGUAUCCGGCCAUCGACCCGAGCAAGCGGGACUUUAGCGGCCGUUAUGUCUUCAUCACGGGCGCCUCCAAGGGCAUUGGCCGCGAGACCGCGCUGUCGUUUGCGAGUGCCGGAGCCGCCGGCAUCGGCAUCGGGGCACGGACCGGCAUAACGGACCUGCUAGAGCCGAUUGCGGCGGCAGCCAAAGCGGCUGGCAAGAUGCCGCCGCAGGUAGUGGCCGUGACGCUGGACGUGACGGACGCGGCGAGCGUUGCGGCUGCAGCGACGGCCAUCAAGACGGCCUUUCCGAGGUUGGACCUGCUGGUUAACAAUGCCGGCUACCUCGAGACGCGCGCCAAGAUUGCCGACAGCGACCCGGACGAGUGGUGGAAGACGUUUACCGUCAACGUGCGUGGGCCGUACCUCGUGACGCGAGCCUUUCUGCCGUUCAUGCUUGAGGCAGGCGGCGACAAGACGGUCAUCAACCUCUGCAGCAUCGCGGCGCACCUAGUCGCGCCCGGCGCGUCGGCCUACCAGACCAGCAAGCUCGCACUGCUGCGCUUUACCGAGUUUCUCGACCAGGACCACGGCGCUGACGGCGUGCUGACGUACGCACUGCACCCGGGCGGCGUGCUGACCGACAUGGGCCGGCGGCUGCCCAAGGAGCGGCAGCCGGCCAUGACGGAGACACCGAAGCUGGCCGCGGACGUGAUUGUGUUUCUGACGGAGCGGCGGCGCGAGUGGCUGGCGGCGCGGUACGUCUCGGCGACCUGGGACGUGGAGGAACUGCUGUCGAAAGAGAAGGAAGUGGUCGAGGGCGGCAAGCUGCAGGUGCGGAUGAUUGUAUAG
Molecule: messenger RNA, 882 nt
Organism: Grosmannia clavigera kw1407
Lineage: Eukaryota; Fungi; Ascomycota; Sordariomycetes; Ophiostomatales; Ophiostomataceae
Product: short chain dehydrogenase reductase
Exons: 2
Coding region: 1-882 (293 amino acids)
Cellular component (GO): cytosol
Molecular function (GO): oxidoreductase activity
Source: RefSeq, a predicted model, not a curated record